GGGACGUGAGGAAGCGCGCAGCCGAGGCCCUCAGGAUGCCUGAGGCCGGGAGCGACGACCAGGACCUCAUGAAAUGGAAGAAGAAGAAGCCGCCGGUGCGCCGCACCGUUAGCCAGAUCUGCCCGCCCCCUCGGCGGCCCCUGACGGUGGCCGACAUCCGCCCGGGCAUGGAGAACGAGAGGCUGGGGGUCGUGCGGGACUCCAUGUUUCAGAACCCGCUCAUCGUCAAGGCUGAGCUGGGCAAGAGCCGGGAGAGAAGCUGCAGUCUGCCUGGCGUCAACUUCAACUAUGGCCUCUACAUCCGGGGGCUGGAUGGCGGGGUCCAGGAGGCCAUCAGCCAUUGGAACGUGUUUAAGCAGCAGCCCACCUGCCCCCAUGAGCUAACCCGCAACUACGUGGCCAUGAACCGCGGAGCGGUCAAGGCCGGCCUGGUGACCGCCCGCGAAAACUUCCUCUACCGCCAGCUCAAUGACAUCCGCAUCGGCGACCAGGAUGACCGACGUGUGAAAAAGGAGCCGCCCUCCCUGCCUCCAGACAUGACAUUCGGGAUCCGGGCCCGGCCCUCGACGCCCUUCUUCGACCUGCUGCAGCACCGCUACCAGCAGCUGUGGGUGCAGGAACAGAAGGCCACACAGAGAGCCAUCAAGCUGGAGAAAAAGCAGAAGGUGACCCUGGGGAAGCUGUACGAGACCCGGAGCAGUCAGCUGAGGAAGUACAAGCCGCCCGUGAAGUUCAACGCCCUCUGGCACAUGCCUCACUUCCAGAAGGUGGCCGCCCAUCUUGACACCUUCCCGACUGAGGCCGACCGUAGGAGAGCAUUCCAAGCCCACCGAGAAGAGUGUGCGGUGCGCCAGGGCACCCUGCGGAUGGGCAACUAUACCCACCCCUGAGCAGCCCUCUCCAGAGGCCAGCGAGACCCUUCUUCCUGCCCCUGCCCCAGCCCCCACCCCAGCCUUCUCCAGCUUCUGCUGCUACUGUUGCUAUUGCUGCCAGAACCCCCAUACAUGGGGCUUCGUGACAGCCUCACCUGGCACAGUGUCCUCUUUCGGGGAUCCCUGAGGGCAGGAGGGGCCUCCCCACCCCCUGAACUGGGCCCUGCUGAUCAGGCGAGCCCACCAUGAGUUGGGGGUGGCGGACCUCCCAGGUCCUCUUUACACCGCCCCAUCUUCCCUGUUUCCUAUUGUUUUAUCCCUACAAAACAGCUGCUUCUGAUUUUCAAUUAAAA
This is a messenger RNA of Ochotona princeps (American pika), 1225 nucleotides long. RefSeq names its product cilia and flagella associated protein 77 (gene CFAP77). Bases 36 to 890 code for a protein of 284 amino acids. The record is from RefSeq and is a predicted model, not a curated record. The transcript is spliced from 6 exons. NCBI's taxonomy places the organism in Eukaryota, Metazoa, Chordata, Mammalia, Lagomorpha, Ochotonidae.